AUCGUUAGACAUAUAACAAAGUGCUUAGUACAUAGCAGUUUACCUUGGAUUCGUUUUGAGUGAUGAUUAAAAAUCCAGCUUACAUUUGACCCAAGUGUUAAAAGUAUGCUAGUGAUUGACUGUCCACUUUUAAGAUGAGAAGAGAAAAUGAUGAUCCACAUUUCCAAAUCUUAAAAGGAAACGAUCGAAAAUAGUAAUAAACUGAACAAAGGAGAUCAAUCAAAUAAUGAGUUGGUCAGUAAUAAAUUUGUAUGAUAAUUCAACAAACACCAGUGCUUUGAUAAAAGCUAUAUUUGACGGCAAUAAUGAACUAUCACGCGAACUAAUUACUCAAGGUGAAGACCCCAAUGUCAGAGAUGAUGAAGGACGAACACCUUUGAUGUGUGCUGCAUUCAAGGGCAAUAAAGAGAUUGCAGAAAUACUAAUUGAUGCAGGUUCUGAAGUCAAUCAAAGAAAUCAUAAUAAACAAACGGCCCUCUUUCAUUCAAUUGCGAAUAACAACGAAGUGGUUGCACGGCUACUCGCUUUAAAACGUGCUGAUGUCAAUGUAUCUGAUAUAUAUAGACAAACUCCUUUAUUAAGUGCAGCUGAAAAUGACAACAAAGAGGUUGCACGACUGUUGAUUGAGAAAGGUGCUGAUGUCAAUGUAUCUGAUAAAGAUGGACAAACUCCUUUAUUCAGUGCAGCUAAAAAUGACAACAAAGAGGUUGCACGACUGUUGAUUGAGAAAGGUGCUGAUGUCAAUGUAUCUGAUAUGGAUGGACAAACUCCUUUAUUCAGUGCAGCUCAAUAUGACAACGAAAAGGUUGCACGACUGUUGAUUGAGAAAGGUGCUGAUAUCAAUGUAUCUGAUAACGAUAAAAUAACUCCUUUAUUCAGUGCAGCUACAAAUAACAACGAAGAGGUUGCACGUCUGUUGAUUGAGAAAGGUGCUGAUGUCAAUGUAUCUAAUAAAGAUGGACAAACUCCUUUAUUCAGUGCAGCUACAAAUAACAACGAAGAGGUUGCACGUCUGUUGAUUGAGAAAGGUGCUGAUGUCAAUGUAUCUAAUAAAGAUGGACAAACUCCUUUAUUCAGUGCAGCUACAAAUAACAACGAAGAGGUUGCACGUCUGUUGAUUGAAAAAGGUGCGGAUGUCAACGUAUGUGAUAAACAUGGCAGGACUCCUUUAUUCAAUGCAGCUGGACAAACUCCUUUAUUCAGUGCAGCUACAAAUAACAACGAAGAGGUUGCACGUCUGUUGAUUGAAAAAGGUGCGGAUGUCAACGUAUGUGAUAAACAUGGCAGGACUCCUUUAUUCAAUGCAGUAAACGCAAGAGACAUGUAUGGCAGAACAGCUAUGUUCUCUGCAGCUACAACAAUUGAUGAUAGUAAAAUGUUUGAAGUUAUAGCGACGAUGCUUGUUCGCAAGGGGGGUGUUGUAGACGAUACCGAUAAUAAGGACAUGAGCGUUUUAUCGUAUUUCGUUGAGAGACAUUGUUGCAACAGUUUUAAGGAUAACAGAAAUGUUUCAAAAAGACUAUCAUUUUUUAUCAAGAAUGGCAUACGUAAUUCAGCAAUCUUCACCUCAGCAUUGAGCUAUUUGUAUGCUACAUUACCAAACUACUUCUACAGUUCCAAUACAGUGGAUAGAAGAGAGAUGUUUCUGAAUGCUAUAUCUGUUGCAUACACAUACGCUAGUCAUGAAGUGCAAUCUAUUGACACCUUGAAUGCACUACUCGACGACGAAAGAAUACCAGAAGCAAUGGAUUUAAUGGUGAUGUUAGGUGUCAAUCCCAAUUGUGCCGAUUCGUAUGGAAAUACUGCCCUUCAUUAUGCUACUCUGCUUCCAUUUCAUGGGGUAUCACAAGAGAACGCAAAGAAAAUCCUCGAGACGCUUAGAAACCAUGGGAUACGAACCAACAUCAAAAAUCAGGAAAAAGAGACACCUCUACAUUUCUGUCUUUCAGAACAAGCAUGGAAACUAGCAAGCGAGAAAGACACAUGGAGUGGAAUCAUGACAGUGGUAGAGAUUUGUGAGUUUCUUCUUCAAGAUGGAUCGCUCAUAAGUGAAACAACGAGAAAUGGAAAGACUGUGUAUCAUUUGAUUAUGGAAUUGUUAUCACAUGGACUGUCUAUGAAUGACGUGAUAAUUCGAGAUGUGAUUUGCUCAAGUUCAGUUAAACUUCUUAAAAUGUUUUCCAAAAUAACUGGCGAAGAUUUAAAUGUCUUAAAGAAGAUGGAUCACAAACUUAAGUCUCCCCUACAUCUUUGGGCUUCUUUAUCUCUGCCGCCAAAUCAAAAAUACUAUAGAGAUCCUUUAACGAAAGGUUUCACUUUUCAAGUUCUUCUUGACAGCAUAUUCAAGCACUUAUGGAAACCCGGAAUGUCGCCAAACCCAAGGAAUGAUCAAGAUCAAACACCUCUUCAUCUUUGCAAGACUUGGACAGCAACCAGACUCUUAAUAGAAGCAGGAGCAAAAGCAAAUGAUGUUGAUGGAGAAGGACAAACUCCUCUCUUAAAUGUUGCAAAACAGAAACAGUUCAAGAUUAAACAGGGUUAUCUAUUUCCGGACGUUGAGGAAGACCCAAAACAGUUCUUCGAAACGUGUGUGUCAUUAGGUCUUGAUAUAUGGAGUUCUGACAAUGAAGGGCAAUCCAUGCUUAGUAUCUUCCUGGAUUCCGAGGCUUAUGCACUGGCCAAUGGUUUGAUCGAUGUUGCUGUUGCAAAUUGUAAAUCAACCACAAUCGUAAAACAGUUGCUGGAUGCUAUUUGCAAAGAUCAGUCCACAAGUACRACUUGGAAAAGUCUUCUUACUUUAACGCUUAUAACCUCACCACAACUUGCCUCUAGCACCAAUCUCGAUGGUUCACUCCGCCACAUUUGCACAAACAUCGAAAAGGAGGUACUGGGACAGAAGCAAGAACAGCGUGUUGGAAUUGAAGAAGGCAAUGAAUCUGAAGAGCCCCCAAAUAAGAGACCGAGAAUUGUUGAUACUGAAAAUCGCAGCACGCCGAAAUCGAAUGUCAUUUUUGAUAUUGGAAGACAGCUACUGUUUUAUGGAGCCGAUGGCAACAGUUUGUGUAACGAUUUCCCAAACCUUCACUCCUUUUUGACGGCCGUAAUUACUCCAGACCAAAUGAAAGAGAUAAUUCCAUGGACUUCUCAUUCCACAAUACAUGAAGAGAAGCUUAGAGCAGUCUCGAGAAAGCAAAAUGUUGCUGAGAUAGGUACCUACUACUAUCAUGAAGAGCCAAUAGGUAAAGGAGGCUUCGGCGACGUUUAUGCUGGAAUAGGUAAGAAUGAUGGAAGAGAGGUUGCAAUCAAGAAAAUAAAAAGAAGUCAAGUGAAGGGACAAGAUAAAAGAGAGAUAAGUAAUCUUGUAGAAUUGGCAGACUGUCCACAAGUCGUGAAGUACAUCUCUUUCGAUGUCAGUGAUAAACACUUUGUGUUCAUUGUGUUAGAACUGAUGGAGGGGCAUCUAGACGAUUAUUUUCCAAGUCCAUCGUUUGAUGCAAGUCGAAGACCAAGAUUAUGCCGUGAUGUUGUACAGGGUCUGGCAUAUUUACACCAGCACGAGCCAAAACCAAUUCUUCACCGUGAUCUCAAACCAGAAAACAUCCUUUACAAGUUUGAUAAAGAUGGCAAAGUUAUCGUUAAGAUAGCAGAUUUUGGUCUCAGUAGUCCUCUCACGACUGGCAGGACAACUGUUCUUCAUUCCAAAGUAGGUACCCGUUGCUGG
Exaiptasia diaphana is the source of this 3721-nucleotide messenger RNA. Its product is annotated as serine/threonine-protein phosphatase 6 regulatory ankyrin repeat subunit C. The transcript has 3 exons. The record is from RefSeq and is a predicted model, not a curated record. NCBI's taxonomy places the organism in Eukaryota, Metazoa, Cnidaria, Anthozoa, Actiniaria, Aiptasiidae. Gene Ontology annotation, biological process: protein phosphorylation. The annotation marks the transcript as partial. Gene Ontology annotation, molecular function: ATP binding; protein kinase activity; protein binding.